Messenger RNA from Coprinopsis cinerea okayama7#130, 777 nucleotides. Its product is annotated as Rab7. The transcript is spliced from 2 exons. Gene Ontology annotation, molecular function: GTPase activity; GTP binding. Gene Ontology annotation, cellular component: fungal-type vacuole membrane; late endosome; phagocytic vesicle. The record is from RefSeq and is a predicted model, not a curated record. Gene Ontology annotation, biological process: regulation of vacuole fusion, non-autophagic. The coding region runs from base 1 to 777 and encodes 258 amino acids. Lineage: Eukaryota; Fungi; Basidiomycota; Agaricomycetes; Agaricales; Psathyrellaceae.
AUGACCUUUGUCAACCCGUUUCGCAUGCAGGAUACGGCGGGCCAAGAGCGCUUCUCAUCCCUCUCCACCGCCUUCUUCCGCGGCGCAGACGCGGUUCUGUUACUUUACGAUGUCACCUCCCAAAACAGUCUCAAAGCGCUGGACAAGUGGUGGGCCGAAUUCUGUGACAAAUGCCCGCUGGACGACGAGGAGAUGGAGGGCUUCUGCUGCGUGGUAGUAGGGAACAAGACUGACUUGCUCGACGAUGAGAACCGAGUUGGAGAAGAGAUUGUCACGAAGGAGGAGGCGCUAACAUUCCUGGACGAUCUCAUUCCAUCGUCCAGCGCAACACCAACAACUGAAACCAUCCCGAACUCACUCCUGCCCACCACGCCUUCUCCACCCGCCAACUCUCGCCUUCCACUACUUCGACCCGCCAAAUCACACUCGCAAUUUGACCGCUUUGCUUCAAUUCGCUCAACUUCUACGGUGGGGACGACGACGGAUACGGCCUUCUUCACUCCCUCGUCCAGUUUCUGGGAACCCUCCGUCAGGAAGGUCGUUGAGCGUGAAUGCACGAACGUCUGCCUCACCGUCCGUCUCCUCAUUCUCGUCCGUCUAUGCAACCCCUCGAUCAUCGUCAAUAGCAUCUUCAGCGAGACUCUCGUCGAAAUCAUCAUUGCUUUCAUUCGCAACUGCUAUAUCUCGUCAGCCUACCUCUCCUACACCUGGAGGCUCGACAAUCCAUUCACCUGUCAAAGCGACAUCGCCUCUCCCUUCACAAUCGCCGCUCAGUAA